This is a messenger RNA of Oryzias latipes (Japanese medaka), 4940 nucleotides long. RefSeq names its product carbohydrate sulfotransferase 6 (gene chst6). Lineage: Eukaryota; Metazoa; Chordata; Actinopteri; Beloniformes; Adrianichthyidae. Gene Ontology annotation, biological process: N-acetylglucosamine metabolic process; sulfur compound metabolic process; carbohydrate metabolic process. The record is from RefSeq and is a predicted model, not a curated record. Gene Ontology annotation, cellular component: Golgi membrane. Gene Ontology annotation, molecular function: N-acetylglucosamine 6-O-sulfotransferase activity.
UUUAUGAAAGUUCAUUAUGAUUGUACAAAAAAAUACAUUUAUUUGUUCAAUAAAAUUAAAUUUGCAACACCUUACGUACUCGAUAAACUGAUAAAAACGCGCGUGAGUGUUUUAUGAAAUAUUUAUCAGAAUAUUUUCUGAAAUGAAUCCUCUGUAACAGACAUGAGGAGGUUUUUAUUACAGUGUCAGGUGAGCCUGCAGGUCUGUAGCCGGAGGGAGAUUCCGCUUCCCAGACAUCACCUUUUCUCGCGAUAUCUCAAAGCCUGACUCCGUUGGUUAGAGUCAGUCCCACACCUGAAGUAUGUGCCGUCAUGGCAGUACCCCCGCGUUUGGGACACUAUCAGGGCACGUCCCGCCCGCCGCCUCCAGCCCCCUCCCAUUGAUCCGCCCAGACCAGCAGCGGCGCCCCCGGCCACGUCUCAAAACUCCGCUACGGACAUAAGCGCGCGCGCCGCAUCCGAGGAGCAUGAAGAGGACCCCGCGGACGGAUCUCUGGACUGUAAGAGAACGCGAGUUGGAUUGAGAAGAGGCAGGCCUGCACCCACAGCUAUGAUGUCCCGCUGCAAAAUCAGCUACCCCUCCUUGAUAGUCCUAGUGCUCCUGCAGGGCAUGACCCUGCUGAUGUUCUACGGCUGGUAUGUUCAGGUGAAACCCCAGAGCCCUCCGCCCACCCAAAGCAAAGUCCACGUGCUGCUGCUGUCGUCUUGGCGAUCGGGCUCGUCGUUCAUGGGUCAGGUGUUCAGCCAGCACCCGUCUGUCUUCUACCUCAUGGAGCCAGCUUGGCACGUGUGGAGCUCCGCCCCCAGAGUGGGGAUGCGCUUCCUUCGGAUGGCUGUGCGAGACCUCAUCCACAGGGUGUUCCAGUGCGACUUCUCCGUGAUGGACUCCUACAUGCCAGAGCAGCGCAACAUGUCGAAGAUCUUCAUGUGGAGUCACAGUCGGGCGCUGUGUUCGCCGCCGGCCUGUUCCCUCACGCCCCGCGGCCAGUUCAGCAACCAAUCGCAGUGCUACAAAAGCUGUGAUUCCGACGGCCUCCAGAAGGUGGAGGACGCCUGCAACACCUAUAGUCACGUGGUGUUAAAGGAGGUCCGCUUCUUUGAACUGGAGUCUCUCUACCCUCUCCUGAAAGACCCCACCCUGGAUUUCCGUAUCGUCCACCUGGUGCGGGACCCGCGCGCCGUGGUGAGGUCUAAAGAACAGUCGGCUGGUUCCUUCGUGAGAGAUAACGCCAUGGUCCUGGAGCAGAAAAACAUCCCAGCGAGCGAGGUGCAGUACCAGGCCAUCCAGGAGAUCUGCCGCAGCCACGUGCGCAUCAACGAGCGCGCCAUGCUCAAGCCCCCUCCGUUUCUAAAAGGACGCUACAAGAUGGUUCGCUUCGAAGACAUUGCUUUCAACCCCCUCAAGGAAAUCAAUGACAUUUACGAUUUCGUAGGUUUACAGAUGACCCCCGAGCUUCAAGACUGGAUCGUCACUGUGACGCAGGGAAAGGGCAAGGGCAGCACAAAGGACGCCUUCGACAUCACAUCGCGAAACGCCAAAGCCGUGACGCAGGCUUGGCGCAAAGCGCUGCCGUUCAGCAAGGUGAAGAAAGUCCAGGACGCAUGUAAAGGAGCCAUGUCCCUGCUGGGCUACAGGACCGUGGACAAUGAAAGGGAGCAGAAGAACAUGGACGUGGACCUGCUGGUGCCAAAGGUGCCUUUCAAGUUCAACUGGGAAGUGCACACAAAGAAGGUCGCCGAGAGUUAAAGCUCGGCGCCAACCUGUGAUCCGGUUCUGUGGGAGUCCACAGAACUUCACAGGCUCCUUUGUUUCAAGUAGAGACCGCUCUCGGGUGAACAAUGGAGACUUGGGACGCUGCUUGAAGGAAAUGUUAAGGCUAGCUGCAAAAACCCAUCAGCAGAUUUAUGCGAGAAAGUCGUUUUUUAUGAAGUGAUCCUAGUUCAGGAUGAAGUUUUACCGCCGCUGACGGAGCCUCACAGCACUUUGGAAGAGUUUUCCACCGUUUGCUUUUGCACAUGUAACGGGUCCAGCUGGAGACGAAAGAGAAGUUUACGUCUGUGUGUGUGUCUGCGUGUGGGUGUGAGAGUCUUCACUUUUCCCUCCAGGUUGAGUCCUGUUCAGCAGCGGUUUAACCCCUCUGACCCACGACGUUAUGUUUGAUCGCUCACGAGGCCUCCCCCAGGAGAGGACGCAUCCAUCUACACUUGCAGUUUCAGUGAGAGCAGGACUUUCAGACCAGUUUGUGAUCAGGAAACUAUUUACAAAACAUCGUAAGCCUUUUCUGCAGCGGCUGCUUCAUAGUUUCCUGCUGAGCUGUAGGUUUUUUAUCCCCAUCAUUACUCAGAACAGCACACUACAACAAAGGAAGAACACCCAAACCUUUUGCCCACUUCUUUGUCUUUAAGAGUUUUUGAAAUUGUCAAAGUUCAGAAAUGACGCGCUACACUCUCUAAACUGGCAUGUUUCAGCUUUCCAGGCUCAACAACGAACCACAUCAGCUUAGAUUUAAAAAAAAAAAAAACAACCUUCCAUGCAUCUAUGAGGGAAUGUUAGGGCCACCAUAAAAGAAAACGAUAAAUUAAUCUAAUAAAUAUUAGAUUAAAAUAUUGGACAAAAGUCAACAAAAUUGUAAUUUGAUGAAAAUAAAACUGUACAUUUACAAACAAAAGUCAAACAGAUUUAGUGAGAUCGUUGAGCAAUCCAUCACAUUUCGCUGAAUGAACAUCAAUCAAACAGGUCUGUUUCAUUUGUUUUUAUUUUGAUCAUUUUCUCAAACCAUAAAUUUACAACUUUCUCCUGAUAAUUGUUUGACUGUACUAUAUUAGUUUAUUUUUCUUCUUUUAUAUGUUUGUAGUUCUCAUUAGCUGAGGUAGUAAAUAAAAAAACCUGAUCAGCAGGUUCCCACAAUAGAAGUGAUGAGUUUAACCUCCUCACGUCAGAUGAGUUUCCCAACUCUGGACGAGGCCCAACUGUCACGUUUGCGGCAUUCACGGCAUUCUGCUGCACAACGCUUCCUCCUCACAUCCAUGACCCAGACGACCAAUCUCAGCUCGUUUGGUAGAAAGUGUGUCUGCUCCAAGAGCCGGCAGACAGACGUUUCUUAUCGAUUUUCUUAUCUGACUCGAUAUGUAGCAAAGACCAUAAUAAGCUUUUGUUUUUUUUAGGAGAUAUGAUGUCUGCUGUGGAGAAUGAUGGGAGGGAGGACGUUUUGUAUUUCCAGGGAAUGUCCUACUUCCUCGUUCUCACGAAAGUAACAUUAACUUUUUUAACCUCUUGGUUUGGUCCACACCCCCCCUUUUGAUCAAAUCCCUGAACUUGAAGACAACAAACAGCUCUGACUGCGCGUUUAAUUCAGAUGAGCUAAAAAAAACACAUUAUUAAUGUGUUGGUGGAGCUCCUCAGAGCAAAGUUUGGAUCAUUUAACUUCCUCUUUUUAGACAGAUCCUGUCAAACAGCUGACAAUGUUCUCGCUCCAGAACGCCAUGAAGACUUCUUCCAAACCCUGAAAAUCUGCUUUGUUAACAUGUUUUUUCUUAAUUUAAUUAAAUUAUUAGAUGUUUUAAAUCUGUUUAACAGGUGGGAUUGAAUUUAUUCACUCGAAAAAAUCAGCAGGAAUGAAUAAAUUAUAGAUGUAAAUAACCUGUUAGUUUAUAUUUACAUUUUUGUUGACAUAUUGAUAAAUAGUUGAAGGUACUGAUUAAUGUAACGCAAAUUUGUUGGGUUUUUUUGUCAAAGGAGUUUAGUUUCUUAGGUGCUCUGUUUUUAAGCAGUAUCUACCUUUUUUUUUUAAAUCAAAGUGAACUAUUUAAUUUUUUGUUAUGCUAGACAGGAAGGUUAUCCUCCAUAAAUGUAGGAAAUACAUUUUAUUUGUAAAUGUGGAGAAACCCACAGAAGAGGGCAGUUGGUGCAUCUGAGGUUUCUGGUGUGAAUCUGAUUGAGUGUGUGGUUUAAAAACACAAAAUCCAGAUCUGAAACUUCCAUUUGUCUUCUCUUGUUUUUAUUGGCUGCCAUGUGUUCGUCCUGAGUUGACGGCGGUCAGAUGUUUUCUUUUGGUUUGAGAUGUCGACAGAAGUAUUAGCGCUGCAGCCAUGAACUCAUGGUACAAGUAUUUUCUUCCGUGGAAUGAUUCCCACCAGAUUUGGUGGUUUAUGAUCAUCACAAAAUGAGACUUGGCACAUUUUAUCUGUGGGAAUAAAGUAUGGGAAAUGAAUGAGAAAGAAGAGAUGAAGGAAAUGAAAGCAUCAAAGGACUUUCUCCUCCAGAUCUUUAGCCUCUGGUCACUGAAGGCGGGUCAUGCCGAGCAUGCACAAAGGUGACGUGAGGGACGCUGGUGCACAGCACCAAUGAAGGAAACAGGAAGUUAUCGGUGGCACAGAUGUUAUUUAACUUAAAGCAGCAAACGUACAGAUGCGGUUCAUCUGCAUCCAUCGGUGUAUUUUAGUGUUGCUACUUUAGAUAAUUGGUCAAAUUCAAGUUUGCACGCAACAGCAAAAUGUUUGUUUUUAUUAAAUGAAAAUAAAAAAGCUUUUCAAAUGCCAUAAAAACUUGAUGUGUGAAUCCACUGUUUUUACACGUGAACCCUCAUCAAGGUGACGUUUGGAUUUUUUUAAAUUCUGGGUCAAAACGUGGUGGACGAGGGUUUGUUAUCUAGAUCAGCUGGUUCUGUGUUUUGGACUGUUUUAACUUAAUUAAGAUGAAAGGUUCAUGGAUUCAUUUUCCUUUUCUUUUUUUUAAUUUCCUGUUAAAGAUCACAAAGGAAAUGGAGCUGUGAAAAUGAUUUUUUUCUGAAUGUGUUAGUUUUAUUUUGUUUUGAGAUUAUUUGGUACGAAAAGAAACUUCUUGGCCGAAUGUAUAUUACAUUCAAUAUUUGUUACGGAUAAUAUGGACAUGCUUGUUUUUUCAUUUUUAAAAUAUAUUUUAAUAAAAAAAAAUUAACCUGA